GGACGCGCCUUGCCGUGAGCGAUGGCCGUCAGCCCGCAAGCCAUGAACAGGAAGGUCGUGGUGAAGGCGACCGACAUACCCGACCACAUGCAGCAGGAAGCCAUCAGCGUCGCCAUGGCGGCAAUCGAGAAGCACAAGAUCCUGCGUGACGUGGCGGCGUUCAUCAAGACCGAGUUCGACCGCAAGUUUGGCCCCACCUGGCACUGCGUGGUGGGCCGCUCGUUCGGCUCCUACGUCACGUACGAGACCAAGCGUUUCACGUACUUCUACGUGGGCCAGAUCGCCGUGCUGCUUUUCAAGGCCGGCUGAACCGCCGCGCCCACCUGCUACGCGACGCACAAGGAACUCGAAAGUGCCUGCCGACACUGAAGUGAACGAAGGUGCUUCCUUUUCAAAGCCGGCUUCGAAUGAGCGAUGAAACCUCGCGACGCCCUGUGAACAUUAAGGAACAAA
This is a messenger RNA of Rhipicephalus sanguineus (brown dog tick), 453 nucleotides long. RefSeq names its product dynein light chain 1, cytoplasmic. Gene Ontology annotation, cellular component: cytoplasmic dynein complex. The record is from RefSeq and is a predicted model, not a curated record. The transcript has a single exon. Lineage: Eukaryota; Metazoa; Arthropoda; Arachnida; Ixodida; Ixodidae. Gene Ontology annotation, biological process: cilium assembly; microtubule-based process. The coding region runs from base 22 to 309 and encodes 95 amino acids. Gene Ontology annotation, molecular function: dynein light intermediate chain binding; dynein intermediate chain binding.